Molecule: messenger RNA, 1323 nt
Organism: Colias croceus (clouded yellow)
Lineage: Eukaryota; Metazoa; Arthropoda; Insecta; Lepidoptera; Pieridae
Exons: 10
Coding region: 75-1316 (413 amino acids)
Molecular function (GO): protein binding
Source: RefSeq, a predicted model, not a curated record
AUCACAUAAUGCAGUUUAAUCGAUGCUUCUAAAUCGAGUGCUAGUAUAAUAAUUGUGUUGUAUUAAUAAAAAGAAUGGAUUCCUUUGAUGGUGAGCUCAGAGCCGGGGUGCGACUAAUUGUUUUAAACCUUCCAGAAGAUGAGGGUGAAGGCCUAGGCUUUCGUUUGACAAGAACACUAUGGGAUCCUUAUCCUUGGGUCCAUGACGUCACAUCCGGUUCUCGAGCCGAUUCUGCCGGAUUGACAACCGGAGAUUGUCUCUUGCAAGCCGAUGGGAAGGAUCUGUUGGGGUUGCCAGUUGGACAAGUAGCAGGCUUGAUUAGAGGCAAUGGUGCGAGUCAUGGUGUGUCUCUACUGGUUUGGAACUGUGGUGUUGACCCUAAAGAUGAUCCUGAGUUACUAUGGAGUGCGGGUGGCGGUUCCCGCGGGGAGAAAUCUCGUCGUGCUCUAGCUGGUGUCGUUAAAGCGCUAUCCUGUUGCGUGUGUGCGGCUACAGCUGUUAAUGCGCUUAAUUGUGCCAGAUCACAUUUGUAUUGUGAAGGUUGUUGGACACGUUUAGAGCGGUGUGCAUUAUGUCGGGAACCUUUGCCGCCAAAAGAGUCGCCAUAUGCUAAGAAUUUAGUUGCGGAACAGGUCUUUGAAGCAAUAGCAACUGAAUACGAAAUAAAAGACCCAGCAAAGAAAACUCAAAAAACGUUAUCAGCUUAUAACACUCCAAACAGAUCACCUAACGUAUCUCCAUCACCUAGACGUAAAGGCCAAUAUCAACUAUCCAUGAUGAACAGAAAUAGAUUCCAAUCUAGCGAAAAAUAUUCGUCAGAUCCAAAUAUACGACGUUCCUUACUUAUAGACUGUCAUAAAGCCAAUACAAAACAAAAUAUGGUAGAAAGUUCUAAUACUGGCAAUUGUAGCUGUCAAUGUCAAAAAGAAAGCGGAAGUGUUGAAAAUGUCAGUUGUCAAAAAAUGCAAAUUAAUUGCAACGAUGCGAAUUGUAAAUGUGAUGAAAAUGUUCCAAGAAUAAACACAGACGAAACAGAUUGUUGCACUGGGAAUGUGUCUUGUAAUAAUGUUUCAAUUCAGCACAAAUUAGUUGCUAGAUUGCGGCAAGCGUGUUCUUUGGCGGAUUUACAAAACUUCGCUAUUCAGAGUUGCCAUUUAUCUAAAUCUUUAAGUAAUAUUAAUUCGAAUGAACAAAGUGACUGUAACGGACAACAGAGUACCUCAAUGGAUAAUUUAAAGACAAAUAAUUCUUGUGAUACGCCUGUGUAUUUACUUUCGCCACCCCCAAUUUACGUCUUAGCCUGUGAUCACCAAUGAAGAUGAA